UCGGUAGAGAGAAAUGGAAGAAUACUCAGCGUCAGCGACCACCGUUUCGUUCGACCGUCCGAAACCGUUGCUCCGGGGACCCAUACCCGCCGGGGGAUCGGAAUCAGGUCAAUACGUUCUAGCCUUCCGAUCCCUGGACUCAUGGGCCGCCGCUUACAAGCGCUGCGAAGCCCAAAUCAAGGAGCAGUGCGAGGAAGGGGCAAGAAUUGGGUGCGCCGUCUCCGCGUCCAACAACUGUAAGCCUCCGUGGUGGCGGAGCUUAGGCGGCGCGGUGGUGGACAUGAGGGAACGAGAAAAGUGCGAAGAGCGGGAAUUCAAGGAGUGCUUGGUUGCGGCCAAGGACAAGUGCUCGGGAUUCGCCAAAGAAAAGUGCUCCGCUGCGUUUCUAGACGCACGAAUCGCGGUGGAGACGGAGGUUGAGGGAUUGGUAUGGCUAGCGUCAUUGCCCGAGGACAGCAGCAGGUGGUUGGGUUCACUGGUUCAGGCAAGAUGCAGCAAAACCAACCGCAGAGCCAGGGAUCUUCUUCUGAAACAACAAAAGCAAUCGCAUGCUACUUAUUAGACUCUGAUGUGAAGCGUUUUUCGCCUUUUUUUGUUAUCAAUGAGCACAAACGGUUACUAAACUGUUUAGAUUCAAAAGCUCUAAUUGUUGGGAUUUUCUUGGAUAUGUUAAAAGCUUGUGUGCUGAUCAAAUUGGCAUUACAUGUUUUGUGUCCAAAUCUUGAAUGUGGUAAAGCUUUUAUGGUUCUUCUAUUUAGUUAAACCCUGUUUCCCUUCA
Messenger RNA from Brassica napus (rape), 778 nucleotides. RefSeq lists its product as uncharacterized. Gene Ontology annotation, cellular component: plastid. The transcript has a single exon. The record is from RefSeq and is a predicted model, not a curated record. NCBI's taxonomy places the organism in Eukaryota, Viridiplantae, Streptophyta, Magnoliopsida, Brassicales, Brassicaceae. The coding region runs from base 14 to 562 and encodes 182 amino acids.